Messenger RNA from Psylliodes chrysocephalus, 2273 nucleotides. The record is from the annotation of a GenBank genome assembly. Lineage: Eukaryota; Metazoa; Arthropoda; Insecta; Coleoptera; Chrysomelidae.
AAACGAAAUUAGUUUUUACCAGUACUCCAUCAGACGUUUUAUUGUAUAACUCUCUGCUAUAAUAAAGUACAUAACAAAACCUUGUAGUAAAGAAAUAGACAUGAAUGAAGUGUAAUUGUUGUUGUAGUUAAGUUUUAUUUAAGUACCUUAUACACGUUUAAAAAAAUGGUAACAACAAUUUGGGCAUCAAUAACUAGAAAAAAAAGAAACAAUGGCGAAAUUACAAACAGGCUAUCAAGAGUCUUAACCUUAAUAGAUUUAGUCGGCAUGGGAACUGGAGCUACCCUUGGUUUAGGAGUAUAUGUACUUGCUGGAUCCGUUGCAAAAAAUUAUGCAGGUCCCGCUACGGCUUUAUCUUUUGUUUUAGCAGCUAUAAUAUCGUUAUUUGGAGGUUUUUGCUAUGCAGAAUUUGCUGCCAGAGUACCUAGGACAGGUUAUGCUUACGCUUACUGUUAUGCAGGAGUAGGAGAGCUAAUAGCAUUUUUAGUAGGCUGGAAUUUAUUAUUAGGAGCUAUGCUAGGAAUUGCAAGCGUCGCAAGUGGUAUGAGCAGUUAUAUUGACACUCUAGUUGAUGGAAAGAUUAAAAUUACUUUAGCAGACUGUAUGGCUAUAAAUAUUCCUUAUUUAACGAGCUCUCCAGAUUUUUUAGCUUUAGGAAUUAUAGUUUUAAUAACAAUUCUUUUGUCAAUUGGAAUAAAGGAAUCAUCCAGGUUUAAUAAUGUUUGUACCGUAAUGAAUUUAUUGACAAUAAUAACAGUGAUUAUAGCAUGCGCAUUUAAAGCUGAUCUAAAAAAUUGGCAGAUUUCCCAAGACGAAAUCCCUAAGGAAUAUCAAAAGCAAGCAGGAACCGGAGGUUUUCUACCGUUUGGAAUUUCAGGAGUAAUUGCAGGAGCCCCAAACUGCUUUUUUGGCUUCACAGGUUUUGAUGCACCGGCAAAUUGUAGUGAGGAGGCCAAACGUCCAAAGAGAGAUAUUCCUUUAGCGAUUUUAACGUCAUUAUUCAUAGUAUUUGUAGUCUAUUUCACGUUGGCUGUGGUAUUAUCAUUGGCGUACCCGUAUUAUCUACAGAAUGAAGAAGCACCUUUUCCACACGUAUUUGCACAAUUUGGUUGGAUUUGGGUAAAGUGGAUUGUUACUAUUGGAGCUAUUUUUGCACUGUCUGCUAGUGUUUUUGGUUCCAUGUACAUGGUACCUAGAGUAUUUUACGCUAUGGCAACUGAUGGUCUGAUAUUUAAAAUUUUUGGUUCCAUUCAUCCCAAAACAAAAACUCCUCAAAUUGCAACAAUAUUUUCUGGAAUUGUUUCAGGUAUAAUGGCCACAUUUUUAAAUAUUAAUGAGUUAAUGGAUAUAAUGACCAUUGGUGCUUUUUUCUCAUACAUUAUUGUUGCUGCUUCAGUUUUAAUUCUAAGGUAUGAACAUAAGGAAGUAGGUUUUGAAGUUAUUCCAAAUGAUGAAAUUCCUGUACGUGAAAUAGGAUACGUCCAAAGUAUUUUUACUCUUACGACAAGCAAGUUGCCGAAUAGAACUACAUCAAUUAUAGCAAAUAUUAGCAUUCUAUUCUUCAUAAUCGUUGCAGCCGUCUUCUGCAUUAUAUGCGAAAAUGAGUCGUUCUUUUCUUCACAUAAAAUGUACUACAUUAAUUGUUCUAUUACUCUCAUUGUUAUGGUUAUCAUAUCGCUUAUUAUAUUUAGACAACCAGAAACUGAUGGAAAAAUAGCAUUUAAGGUCCCAUUAGUACCAUUUAUACCAUGCCUGAGUAUCGUCUUUAAUUUAUACCUAAUGAUGCAGUUGAGUGAAUUCACGUGGAUUUGGUUUUCAAGCUGGAUCUUCAUUGGAUGCCUAGUGUACUUUUGUUAUGGAAUAAAACAUAGUGAAGAAAACGUGAAAAUUGAUGAAAGCGGGAAAAAUGAAGAAAACGACAAAAACGAAGAAGUAGAAAAAAAUGAAGAAUCAACAGCAUCAUUAAAACUGGGUUUUUAAUAAAAUAAAAUAAAAAGCAUGAUUUACCUGCUUUGUGAUAGUAGAUCUACUACUCAUGUAGGUAUUCGUAGUUUAUUUUAUUAUAAAUCAUAAUUUCAAAGCAAUAAAUAAUAUAUCUAUGUGAUUUCUAGUCAGACUAAAAAAAAAAAUAUUAAUAGGUAUUAUUAAUAACAUACCUAAAUAAAAUCAUAAAGUUCUUAAGAUGCGUAUAGAUAUAACGGGCCGGGCCGUGCCUGGGCCAAAAACAGGCCCAGCUUCGUCAGAUUUGUAUGGUGUUAAGGAUCUACCGUACG